CUUUAAUAGUCGUACAUUAUUAUAAUGGCAACACCCUGAAUUGUCAGUUUUGCAUUGUGUUUUGCGAGAGGUAACGAUUUUCAUUCGAUAAAAAAAUAAUCUAAUAUCAUAAAGGUGAAUAAAAACUAUUCAAAAUGAAUACCCUGGACAAACAGUUGGCAGACUUACGGAUCUACGCGAACGAACUAGACGCAAAGCUGCAAGACGACAUAAACGCUGCCAAAAUGAAACCUUCGAUUCCACCCAAAAAAAACAAGGUGCCGCAGCCGCAAAUACCUCAGAGUUGUAUGGUGAAGUCGGCCUGCGAGCCUUCCUACUCAUCGAGACUAGAGUAUGGGAGCCGUACAAGCUCAACCUACUCCAAUCUAGUGCCCGUAAAGAGUUGUAUCGUAAGGAACACAGCACGAGUGAAGAGCGGCGAUGUGUUCCUAUACAGCAAUUUGUUGCCACCGGGUGGGACUAAUCACGUCUACUCAAACAUCCCCAUGCAGCGGAACCCUGAAAGCAUAUACGGCGACAGAGACGCGAGGUCUGAGGUUUCUAGAAUAAGCGAUGUUGGUGCACAGUCGAACUAUAGUGAGCUACGUCGCCCCGGUUCUGCUUACCCUCCUUCCUCGGCUUCAGUUAAUGCACAAGAUUUUUCCACGUAUGGCGGCUCACAAACAUCCUCAACAUAUGAGUCUCUAUAUGAACCUAUAAAUCCUAGGCCGUGUAGUCAGUUGUCUGGGACUUCCUUAUAUGGUGGUUAUGUUGGGACUGCACCAGAGCCAAUACCGGAGCCGGACGAUGAGUUGUACUGUGGCAACUGCUUCCGGUGCGGAGGCAAGAUCAUGGGAGAGACUACCGGGUGCACAGCCAUGGAGAGGAUAUAUCACAUAAAAUGCUUCUGCUGUCAUCAGUGUGGUAUUAAUUUACAGGGCCGACCAUUCUACGCAGUCCAGGGCAAGGCCCUCUGCGAGCGCGACUACCUGGCCACACUAGAGAAGUGCUGCGUCUGCGGUGACCCUAUCCUCGACCGCAUGCUCCGGGCCACGGGCAAGCCCUACCACCCACGAUGCUUUACUUGUGUGGCGUGCCAUAAGAGCUUGGACGGUAUACCCUUCACAGUGGACGCUGUUAACCGCAUACAUUGUAUAGAGGACUUUCAUAAACGGUACGCGCCCCGCUGCGCGCGUUGCCGCGAGCCGAUCGUGCCCGAAGGCGGUGCCGAAGAGACCGUCCGCAUCGUCGCGCUAGACAAGAGCUUUCAUAUCGCCUGCUACUCGUGCGAAGACUGCGGGUCUUCACUGUGCUCGAGACAAGAAGGUAGAGGCUGCUACCCGCUUGAUGACCAUCUGUACUGUCGAGAGUGCAAUGCGAAGCGUAUACAGGACCUGUCACGGAAUAUCAACUAGUGCGCUUCUUGAAUAGACCUGUUGCCAAUAUAGCAGCUUUAUAGAAGAGCUUCCAUAUCGCCUGCUACUUGUGUGAAGACUGCGGGUCUUCACUGUGCUCGAGACAAGAAGGUAGAGGCUGCUACCCGCUUGAUGACCAUCUGUACUGUCGAGAGUGCAAUGCGAAGCGUAUACAGGACCUGUCACGGAAUAUCAACUAGUGCGCUUCUUGAAUAGACCUGUUGCCAAUAUAGCAGCUUUAGAGAAGAGCUUCCAUAUCGCCUGCUAUUCGUGUGAAGACUGCGGGUCUUGACUGUGCUCUAGGCAAGAAAGUAGAGGCUGCUAUCCGCUUGAUGAUAACCCAUAUUGUAGGGAAUCUGACGCUUACUUGUCAAGGAAUACUAACUAGUUUCCUUCCAUGUUUCGAUAUUCCCUCCUACUCUACAUUGACUUCAAUGUCAUAUAUUCGACUCUUGCACCAAUUUCAGCCUACUGCAGUAAAUCAUCUUAAAAAUGGUCUGCACUGUAAUUUAUACUGUACUUUUGCAGUUUUUAAGAUACUGUAUUUGCAUUUAGCAUGUUAGGCACCUUGAGUAUUAUACUAAAUUAGGUAUGUUAAAGCUCUUAGAUAUAGGCACCUAAAUUAAUAAAAAUAUUUGGAAAAUUGUUCAGCAUUUUCAAAAAUUUUCAAUACAAUAUUUGUAUAUAGUAGUGUAGUUUUGAUUAUAUUUGUCCAUUUUGUGAUGUUGUUACUAAAUAUUAAUCGAAAUAAGACCCCAUUGAUUGCAAUAUUUGUAUAGUUGUAAGUGAAAUAAUCGUCGUUAUUCGUAUUAUUAUACUCUGUUGAAUUAAGGCCUAUAUGUAUUUUGAUCGCUAAAAUAAUCACUUUUUUUAGAAGUGUUUACAGUUUAAUAAAUAUUUCAUAUGUGUAUAGGUAGUUAUGUCAAAAUCGUGUGUACAAAUCUUGUUUGUACUAUAUUAAGAAAAAAAAUCUUUUCCGAAAAAUAUUCUGUCAUAGCAAAAAUUUGACCAGGAUCAUUUAAUAAAACAGAGAAAUUCUAAGUUUCAAAUCAAAUGUUCAUACUUAGAAACAAUACACUAUAGAAACAUUACGUCGCCCUCAUAUGAAGUAGUAUUAUUGAAACAUUCCUAAUAAGCAUUUGUAUAUUUAAGUCUAAGGCUGUGUAGUGCUCACCAUUUGUAGUAAUUGUAUUGCAGUAUUAGUUGCGUGAAAUGUGAUUAUAAUGUAAGGUUUUUGUAGGAAGACGCGAAGGGAGAAGUUAUGUGACCGCUUCUCUACACAUAUAUUCCUGGUUGUCCUCUGUGUAAUUAUAUUACUCUGUUAAGGGGAUUCCCUACGCCAAUGACCUUCAAUUUUGAUCCAUUGGUAUCAAGGAUUAUUUAUAUAGGAUUUACAAUCUUCAUACAGAAUCGUACCUCCAUUUUUAGCGCCAUCUAUUAAAUACUAUCAUAACUACACUGAUGAUACCUAAAAAUUUUUUUUUUCAAAAUGUGUAGAUAUUGACGUGAUAUCAUGAUAUUAAAAUCAUUUCAUUUGUUCUUAUAAAUAAUAGAAAGUCGCAAACAUAUUUGAGGAAAAUACGACUUUGGCCACUUCCAGGCUGCGAAACAGCGCCAUCUAGUUUUAAGCCUAAAAGGCCCCAUACAUUUCAGGGGUACGCUUUGUAUGGGCUUUGUCUGUCCCGUAUUAUAUGGUCCUUGAUUGGUAUUAUGAUAGUUUCUAAAGCAUAUUAUAUUAACAGCGUCGUCCUUGUCGUCCGUCGUCUAUUUUUUUAAUUUGGCAGAUACGAAUUCUAUCUGUAGUUUAAAUUUAGGAGAUAUAACUCAAAACUUGUCGAUAAUCGAUGUAAUCCACGGGUAGCCCCGAAACAACAGUAUAUAUAAUUAUGACUAGGAGGACUACAGCAGGAGCUCUUUAAUCCGAUGCGAUAAGCUAUAUUAUCACGCGACCGAGCUUCGCCCACUGGUUCUGCUUUUAUAAAUAGUGCCAUGUUUAUUCUGUAAAAAAUAUAGUUUGUAAUUUACAACAUGCUUCUUUACAGCGAUAGUUCUAAGGGUAUGUUAUUGGAUUUAUUAGUGUUGUACUUAAUGUUAUCUAGAACGCCAUGACUGUAUUAUACUAUAAGAAAUAUAAGACACUUUAAAAAUAUUGGUACUUACUCCAUUUAAAGAUUUAUAUGAUUAUUAUGUAUAGAUCUACGUUUAUGUAACCGUCGUCGCAAAAAAUGUUUAUUACUUUGGCAUAUUUAUACUUAACAUCAAUGUUAUAUGUAUCGAAAUAAAAAUUCGUAAUG
Messenger RNA from Leguminivora glycinivorella, 3688 nucleotides. Its product is annotated as lipoma-preferred partner homolog. The record is from RefSeq and is a predicted model, not a curated record. Bases 135 to 1394 code for a protein of 419 amino acids. Gene Ontology annotation, cellular component: focal adhesion; stress fiber. Gene Ontology annotation, biological process: cell-cell adhesion. Lineage: Eukaryota; Metazoa; Arthropoda; Insecta; Lepidoptera; Tortricidae. The transcript is spliced from 3 exons.